This is a messenger RNA of Cucurbita moschata (crookneck pumpkin), 669 nucleotides long. RefSeq lists its product as uncharacterized. Lineage: Eukaryota; Viridiplantae; Streptophyta; Magnoliopsida; Cucurbitales; Cucurbitaceae. Bases 126 to 464 code for a protein of 112 amino acids. The record is from RefSeq and is a predicted model, not a curated record. The transcript has a single exon.
CUCAUUUAUAAAAAUAGGGUAAAGAAAAAGAAGGAACCUCAAACUCAAUACAGCAAUCUUGUUCCACAAGUUUCCCUCACAAAAAGGAUAAUCAGUUCACGAAAUCUUUUGAACUCUCGAAUUCAAUGGCCUCAAAAUCUGGAUCCUCCAAUCCCAAACUGCAGAGCAUCGGCGGUUCCCGCAAGUGCCUCUGUUCUCCCACCACCCAUCCUGGCUCUUUCCGCUGCAGUAUUCAUCGGAACCGCCGCAAGGUUUCCGCUAGGUCAUCGUCCUCAUCCAUUGCUGCCAUUACCACUGCUCAAUUGAAGCUUACGAUGUUGGCGAAGGCGAAUGCGUUGAGGUCGUUUCUUCAGCAGAUCAUCAAUCCCUCCAGUAAAGAUCUUCAGCGGCGGAGGAAUUUUCGUCCCAAACCUUCCAGGUUUUGCUUGAUGAACAAUCAUGGAACUGGAUUGGCUGUUUCUUAAAUCGAAUUAAGUUUCCUAUUUCUGGACGUUCGUUCUCUCGAUCCUCUUCGCUGAUUUUCGUUUUUCUCGAUUUUUCCGUGUGAGUUUGUGUAGGUCUAGCGUUUGUGUACAGAUCCAACAGGAUAUUGCCUUAGUUCAGUUCGAUCUUGAUGAUUGAACAAGUCUUUCUUGAAAUAUAAUUAGAUUUUUGUACCGGUUUUUUUUU